GCCUAUAUAUGUACACACUUCUCUCACGAUUUCUAUGCAUAAGCACAAGUGCUCUGUUCUUAAGUCACAAGCUUGCUCGCUUGAGGGCAUGGCCUCCUUUUCUUCCUGUAACAAAACUGACCUCUUUCUCUUGCUUGCAUUGCUCUCUGCUUCUGCAAGUGCUGCUGCAUCAGCUGUAAGUUUCUACCGGGACGUAGACAUCACUUGGGGCGACGGCCGUGCCAAAGUCCUAGACAACGGGCGGCUCCUCACGCUCUCGCUCGACCAGUCCUCCGGCUCUGGUUUCCAGUCGAAGAACCGAUACGUAUAUGGGACGUUCGAUGUGCAGCUCAAGCUCGUUCCGGGGAACUCCGCAGGAACAGUCACCACCUUCUAUCUGUCGUCGGAAGGGGUAAUGCACGACGAGAUCGACUUGGAGUUCCUCGGCAACCUCAGCGGAGACCCCUACGUCCUCCACACCAAUGUGUUCAGCCAAGGGAAGGGGAACAGGGAGCAGCAGUUCUUCCUCUGGUUUGAUCCCACCAAGAACUUCCACACCUACUCCGUCUUAUGGAAUCCUAAACACAUCGUCUUCUACGUGGAUGGCACGCCGAUCAGGGAGUUCAAGAACAGGGAGUCGACGGGCGUGCCGUACCCGACGAACCAAGCCAUGAGAAUCUACUCGAGCCUGUGGGACGCAGACGACUGGGCCACCCGGGGUGGCCUGGUGAAGACGGACUGGUCCAAGGCGCCAUUCACUGCUGCCUUCAGGAGCUUCGACGCCGAUGGCUGCCUCUGGACUUCCGGAGCUUCCUCCUGCUCCUCCGGCAGCAGCUCCUGGAUGUGGCAGGAGUUGGAUGCUACCAGCUUGAAGAAGAUGAGGUGGGUGCAGCACAACUACAUGAUCUACGACUACUGCGCUGACGCAAAGAGGUUCCCUCAGGGGCUGCCCCUCGAGUGCUCUGCCAGGCCAUGAUCAUUGUUGGUGGUAGAUAAUGACGCCAUUUGAAGUCAGCAUGCGUUGCUUGUCCAUGUAUUGUUCAUGUAUAUGAUGAAAUGCUUCGACAUUGUAAGAAUAAAUAGCAGAUCCAGUAUUGUCAUUUUCA
This is a messenger RNA of Musa acuminata subsp. malaccensis (wild Malaysian banana), 1085 nucleotides long. RefSeq names its product xyloglucan endotransglucosylase protein 7. Gene Ontology annotation, biological process: cell wall biogenesis; xyloglucan metabolic process. Gene Ontology annotation, molecular function: xyloglucan:xyloglucosyl transferase activity; hydrolase activity, hydrolyzing O-glycosyl compounds. The record is from RefSeq and is a predicted model, not a curated record. Lineage: Eukaryota; Viridiplantae; Streptophyta; Magnoliopsida; Zingiberales; Musaceae. Gene Ontology annotation, cellular component: cell wall; apoplast.